Messenger RNA from Parathielavia appendiculata, 1430 nucleotides. Its product is annotated as RmlC-like cupin. The coding region runs from base 310 to 1137 and encodes 275 amino acids. Lineage: Eukaryota; Fungi; Ascomycota; Sordariomycetes; Sordariales; Chaetomiaceae. The transcript has a single exon. The record is from RefSeq and is a predicted model, not a curated record.
GGAGUUUGUAAGGAAUUAUUAGAGAGACUAGAAGGUUUUCAAACCAAAACUGCAUUUGGAAUGCUCAUCAAAUCAUCACGUUUUAAAGGUUAUGCCAUCCAUCAGCGACUCCGCGGUUCUCUCCAGCGUUCCCCUUGUGAUAUAAAAGCACGCAGUCUUCAAGGCCUUCGAGAAAAGAUCCGGUUCUCAGAGCAUCAAGUUCCCAGAAUACCAUCCGCAAUCUGAAUCAUACGAGUCAGAAUCUUCACACCACGUUCAGAUACCCCACUGUCAAACCAUCAUUCCAUGCUGAGCACAAUCAGAAGCACCAUGUCCAGCACACUCCGUCACGCAAAGAUCACGCCGCACCGAUCUGCUGCCCGAGGGCAUGCCAACCACGGCUGGCUGGAUACCUACCACUCGUUCAGCUUCGCCAACUGGUACAACCCCAACUUCACCCACUUCGGCGCCCUGAGGGUCCUCAACGAGGACCGGGUCAAGGCCAACUCCGGGUUCCCGGCCCAUCCACAUCGCGAUUUCGAAAUCUUCAGCUACAUCAUCUCGGGCGAGCUGACGCACACCGACUCAACGCACAAGAAGCAGGAAGUCGUCGGGCGGGGCGACAUCCAGUUCACGACGGCCGGCACGGGCGUCACGCACUCCGAGUACAAUCACGGGCGGGACCCGGUGCACUUUUUGCAGAUCUGGGCCAUCCCGUGGAAGCGUGGCCUGGCGCCACGGUACGACUGGGGACGGUACAACGACGAUGACAAGCGCAAGGGCUUCGUUAACCUGCUGAGCCCGCUCAAGGGCGGAGUCAAUGCGACGGCCGAGCAGGAAAAGGCGGCCGAGCCCACGAUCCCCGGGACCAUCGCCAUUCAUGCUGACUUCGUCAUGUCUGCGGGCAUUAUCGCCCCGGGAAGCAGAUUUGAAUGGACGGUCGGUGCCAAGGCGACUGAAGCGACAAAGAGGAAGGUCUAUGUGCAUUUGCCGAUGACGAAGGGAGGCAAAGCGAAGAUCAGGCUGGACGGCCGGGAAGAGGGAGUGCUGGUGGAAGGAGACGGCGCGUUUGUCGAUAGUGUCAACGCUGGCGACAAGCUUAUGGUGGAGAGUUUGGGUGACGCCGAGGCAGAAGUCGUCGUUCUAGAUACCGCGUAAUGUUAGCAAAAGGAUGGUUCAAGAAGGUGUUACCCAUAGCGCCAGGCGAAAUAGACUGGAAGCAUAAUCACUAUCAUUCUUGGUCUUGUGCGACUAAAUUAUUUGAAGCCCUUCCUCGCCUCGGCCCCCAUGGACCGAUGGAGACGAAAGGAAUGAGUGAUUCCUGCAAAGAGGAAAGUUCCAAAAAUUCCCUGCCAGGUCAAGACCCAACAGGAGCGGUCAGGUUGUAGUUUUCAACUAGCAAAAACGUGAUCUCGGACGAAUCCUCACUGAUACACGUAAAACCCCUGCAC